AUCGGUUAUCUAUGUGUUUGUUGAAGUAGAGAUUGGCAAAUCUUCAUGCAAUGACAAAUUGCAAAGUGUGAGCACUCAAAGCCGAAUGAAACGACAGAGAGAAAGGAGAAGAGGAAAGGAAGAACGUGAUAGGUUGAACGCAACCACUCGACUGGGAACGGUCGAGAGAAGGAUUAACCGUGACACCAUUAUGGAGGAGGUCGCUCGAAGCUCCAAACCCCAGGCAGAGCCUGAGGCCGAGGAACCAGAGAAAGUCUAUGGGAAGCCUAGGGAAGAGGAGCCUGCGGACAAGGCUACCGCCGCCAAGAAGAAGUUUAGGUAUCAAAUCCCGAUCUUGACCUUGCCUAAGCUCGACGACACUAUUAGCAAGUUACUAGGAACCAUGGUGUCGGUGUCUUUUCAGACCAUGCUGCAGGCUAGCCCGAGGUUGCUCAAGGGGCUCAGACAACUGUUGACUCGGAGGCGAGUAGAAAUAGGCGACAACCCCGAAUUACCAGAAGGGGGGAGGGAGGAGGAAGCUCCGCAAGAAGUGGCUAACCUUCAGAGGAGUCACGGAGACUUGGAGGAUCUCGAAAGGGCCUUUGCAGACAUUCGUUUGAGCUUGCCCGACCAAGAGGGUGGCGAAGUCAUGAGAUCACCACCCGGGACGAAGCUUAGCUUUCAUGCGCUACCCGUAGGGAAAUUGAAAAUCCAGAUCGGGAAUCAUCACACCGACGCAUUAGUAGACGGGGGAGCAGAAAUCACUCUCAUAAGGAGAGAUUUCGCAACGAUUACGGGGUGUACAGUAAACAAGGAAGUAACAGGGAGCAUCCGGGGAGCUGGCGGGGAAAUCCCGUUCGCUGGGUACGUCACGAAGUGUGCUGUGAAGGCAGGGGUCAGAGAAUCGAUCUGGUCGUUUCAGCGGAUGACCGUAAUGGAGGAAAUGGACCACGACAUAAUCCUCGGGAGACCGUGGUGCGCGAACAUAGAGAUGAUAGGCAUGCACUUGCACGAUAGCUCGUACAUGGUAGACAUAGAGGACCCUGUGACCGGUCGGGAAGAGCUCCUUCGACUCCUUGGAACGGGAGGAGAUCCCCCAAAGGGGGAAUUGGCAACAUGGUCGCCGUCGUUCGAGGAUAGCACGCGAAAAGUGGCUUUCGCACGGAUGGAGGAUAUGAGAGAAAGGGUAGAAAUCAUGAUUGAGGAAGCAUUCAACAAGAAGGAGUGGAUCAAGAUGGGCUUGCCCCAGAAGAAAAGGAGGCAGGAAUACGAAGUCCUAGGUGUUAUGGUAGCGGAAAAUGAGUCAGAGGUCGAACUUGGUGCUAGCCUGGCCAAACGGAAAGGAGUGCGCAUAGACAUGCCAGAAAUCGCACUUGAGAUCCCCAAUCUAUUGCAACUCAUCAAGGCACUUAGAUACCACAAGGUAGGAGUGGAUUCGGCAGCCUUGGCCAAGUUUGAAAGGGAGGUGCAAAAGGGAUAUUGCCUGAAUGGGAAACUAUUUAGAGAAGUAACAGACCUCCUCGUAGCGAAGAAGGACUCCUUCGUUGUGGAGCCUACGACAUCGCCAUACGCUAAUCGGUGGUUCGUCUUUCGGAAACCUAACAAGACACUAAGGUGGAUUCAGGACCUGCAGAAGUUGAAUGCGGUAACCAUCCGGGAUGCUGGCUCGUUACCCCAGGCUGACUUAUUAGCAGAAUCGCACACCAGUCGGAGAAUUUACUCCCUGAUAGAUCUGUACUCAGGGUACGACCAACUUCCAUUGGAUGUUCGGGACAGGCCAUACACCGCUAUGCACACCCCCGUAGGCCAGCUACAGAUGCAAGUAACACCUAUGGGAUUCACAAACGCAGUGGCCGAAGCGCAACGCAGGAUGCUCGCUGUGGCCGGGGACAUGUUCCCAGAAAAAUGUGAACCUUACAUCGAUGACAAUUCGAUCAAAGGCGCGCAGGAGAAGGACGAGACGGAAGUCCAGCCAGGGAUCCGAUGUUUUGUGUGGGACCACCUGCAGGACAUCAAGGAUUUACUCCGACGGUUCCUAGUAUACAACAUUACGGUUAGUGGACCGAAGAGUAUCCUAGCGGUACCGGAGGUAACUAUACUAGGAUUUCAUUGCGGUGCUUACGGCAGGAAGCCGGAUCCGGCAAAAAUCGACAAGAUAUCACAAUGGCCGACACCGUUGCGCACGACGACGAAGGUAAGGGCGUUCCUAGACGUAGUCGGCUUUUGGAGGAUCUUCAUUAAGAACUUUGUCAAGAUUGCUGAGCCUAUCCGGGCUAUGAUCAGGGAAGAAGGAACCAUGGAUUGGACUGAGGAGCGAGAAGGAGUUGUCCAAAGGCUCAAGGACAUAUUGACAUCUGAGACAGUCGCCCUGUCCGCGCCUUGUUUUAAUGACGAAGUGGGGCGACCCUUCAUCCUAGAGAAUGAUGGAGGACCUUUGGCUGUAAGAGGUGUGUUGAUUCAAAGGGAUGAGGGAGGAAAAGAGAGGUCGAUUAGGUUUGAAAGUAGAACCCUGAACUCCGCAGAACGACGGUACUUGCAAUUCAAGAAAGAAGUCCUAGCCAUCCUGCAUUGCCUUAAGACCUUUCAGGGCUACCUAUUUGGGAGGCGGCUCAUCUUAAGGAUCGAUCCGACGAAUGUCGCAGGGGCUCUGAGGUAUAUCCUGGAUGCACGAGACAACCUGAGUGGGUUCGUGGAGGCUGUCGCCCUCAAGAAAAAGACAGGGAGGAAUGUGGCGAACUGGAUAGAAGACUUUUACUUAAGGCAUCCAUUCGUCAGGAGGUUUAUAGCAGACAAUGGGACGAAAUUUGUGAACCAAGAAGUAUUGGGGAUGCUUAAGAGACUCUGCGUUCCAAUUAAACUCAUCGAGUCGUAUAACCCUGAGGCCAAUGCACCUGUGGAAAGAGGGCACCGAACCUUGAAGAACACGAUUGCAAAGCUCGCAGCAGACCAUCUGAGGAACUGGCCUAGGUAUCUUAAGCAGGCUGUCUUUGCAGAGAAUAUGACUCCUAAAAGGACAACAGUAUGUAUCCCGGCAGAACUUUGGUACGAAAGAGAGAUCGGCUUUCCUGUGGAAGCCUUGGUACCUACCUGGAAUAGGUUAGAUGAUGAUCCUCAAAUGACCACUGAAGAGUUAAUCGAGGCAAGAUGUCAACAAAUCCUUAAGAAUGAGGAGGUCGUGGAAGACAUCGCCAGCCGGGUGUUGGACAGCAGAAUGAGGGACAAAGCAAGGUGGGACCAGGUUAAGAAUGUCAGAAAGGAGCCACUUUAGGUGGGGGAGACGGUAUUGCUAAGGAACU
Chara braunii is the source of this 3275-nucleotide messenger RNA. The record is from the annotation of a GenBank genome assembly. Lineage: Eukaryota; Viridiplantae; Streptophyta; Charophyceae; Charales; Characeae.